AUGCCUCCAUCUCCUAUCCAAUCGGACUUCAUCGUCCCGGCCGGUCUUUUUGCUCCCGCUGCCAUUCCUCCCACCAGCUCCCAUUUCGACGAUGCCAUAAAAGCAGCCAUGGCCAACAUCCCUAAGUGGUAUGAGGUCGGCAUCAGCAAGUACAGAGAAAUGUGGGAAAAUGGCGAAUUCCCCGUGCAGCCGGUCCGUCUCGACUGCGCCACCAACAUCUCCAUCCCUUCCCGUGAACCGGGGCGAGAUAUCAUUUGCCGAUUAUUGAAACCACAAAACGGAACACAGACGCACCAUGUCUUCAUGCAUAUCCAUGGCGGAGGCUGGUCGAUGGGAAAUGCUGGGGACCAGGACUCAUGGCUACAGAGCAUUGCUGAUACAGCUCGACUGGUUAUAGUCAGCGUGGGCUACCGGCUUGCCCCCGAACAUCCAGGCCCCGCGGGGGAUGAGGAUUGCUUUGACGCUGCGGAAUGGCUCAUCCUCAACGCACGUGAGUGGUUUGGUGCCGAACUGGCCUUCAUUGGCGGCGAAAGCGCCGGAGGGCACCUGAGCCUGGUCUCUGCUCUUCAUCUUCUCUCGCACGAGAAGGCAGAGAUUCGAGAGUUCAAAUUGACUGGGGGUCUGAUUCUACUGUUUGGAUGCUACGAUCUUGGCUUUACACCCUCACAGAUCCACCAUCGUUUGGCAUCGAAGAACGGAGACGAUGGGGCGAGACAGCUUGAGCUCGUCAACCUCUAUCAACCCAACGUGGUUGGAGACGCCUGGAAGAAUCCUCGAAUAUCGCCACUGUAUGCGGACCUGGAAGAAUACAGAAACGCGGAUGGCAUAAGCAGCCGAUUGCCACCAGCACUAUUUAUUGUCGGAACGAAAGACUUUCUGCUUGACGACACCAUCUUCAUGUCCGCGAAAUGGCAGAUGGCCGGCGCCCCGGCCGUUGUCAAGAUUUUCCCUGGCGCGACACAUGGAUUCAUCGCAUUCCCUCCGGACCAAGUACCGAGUGCGAAAUCGGGAAUGGAAAGUCUGUUUGCUUUCAUCAGGUCUCGACUUGGUUAGAAACACUGCAAGAGCUUUGGUUUAUUCGUUUUUUGUUACUCUGGUAGCUUUAGGUGUGCAUGAAGUGGGACGGAGACGAGAAGUACUGGCAACGAAGGCGCAAAGCGAUUAGGAAUCAAAAAGGUCUCGCAGUCAAAGACACGGCAGUCACUUGUAGGGGAGGCCAUUGGGCAUUCCCCGAGCAGCAGAGGUGCACCGGAGAAGGAGGAGGGAGAAAUAGGGCCAGCUGGACGAAAAUGCAGGGACGUAGGACAGAUGAGGCAUAUAAAGUUUUUAAAGGCGGUACUGAGAGUAUGCCACGCGUAAAUGUAGUGAU
This is a messenger RNA of Ilyonectria robusta, 1369 nucleotides long. Its product is annotated as esterase/lipase/thioesterase. Gene Ontology annotation, molecular function: hydrolase activity. The record is from RefSeq and is a predicted model, not a curated record. Bases 1 to 1053 code for a protein of 350 amino acids. NCBI's taxonomy places the organism in Eukaryota, Fungi, Ascomycota, Sordariomycetes, Hypocreales, Nectriaceae. The transcript has a single exon.